AUGACAUAUGAACUCACAACAAUUGAUGACACUUUUGCUAAAGGCAUAUGCCUUCAUACAGCUACACUGAUAGAUGAUAAAUUAUACAUUUUAGGUGGAGGAAAUGAAGCUAUUCCAGCACAUGUUGCUGCUGCUGGCGGUGCAAAUAAUAAAACCUUAUUUUUGUAUGGAGGAAUUCCUUAUAAUGAUGAAGCCAUGUCUUUAGUUUAUGCAUUUGAUACUCGAAGUAAUUCAUGGGCUCCAGAAAUUUCUAGUGUUAGUAUUAUUAGAAAAUAUAACUUAAAAGGCAUCGUUGGUUACUAUGGUAAAAUGUAUUUGUUUGGUGGAGAAUCGAAUAAAAUUCCUGUAAAUGAUAUGCUUAUUUUAGAUAUAAUUAAUUUAAAUUGGGAAAUAGGAAGUUCAAUUAAUGCACCUUCUCCAAGAAGUGUUUAUGGUGCAACUUUGUUCUCCGAUCAUUUCAUUAUUUAUAUGGGUAUAGAUGGACAAAUAAUAAUUUUUGGAGGAGCAAAUAAUCUCGUAAAUCUUCAACCUCAAAAUUCGCUUUACGUGUUAAAUUUAAUAAAUUAUGAAUGGUAUAUUCCAAAAAUUUCUGGAAAAGUUCCGGCUCCCAGACGUUGGCAUGAAGCAAUCGUAAUUGGAAAAUAUAUGGUUGUAUCAUUUGUUGGUCGAGUUACUAAGACUCUAAUAAUGAAAUUAUUGGAAAACAAAUUUUAUAAUGGCGUUUCUGUUCCAUUAAUAUUAAAAAUGUCACGUGAUUCUAAUAAUUAUACGUUGUUUUUAUAUGUGGGAAAUUAUGAUGGGAUAGAUAUGAAAUUGUUUUAUGCUUUUGAUACAUGGAGUGUUCCUAAAAUAGCUAAUGGGAUAAUGUCAAGAGAACACCUAAUUCAAAGAGGAGAUAAAUUAUAUGUAUAUAUUAUAAUUAUUGAAAAUUUAACAAACAACAAAUGCUUGGGUAUACCAAAAAGAAUUUUAUCCAUAGGAAUGCUUUCUGAAAGUUAUCCAAUAUUAAAAUCAUCAAUAGCUAGCCUAUGUACUCCAAUUAUCAUUAAUCGUAUCAUAAUUUUUCUACAAUUCUUG
This is a messenger RNA of Funneliformis geosporum, 1077 nucleotides long. The record is from the annotation of a GenBank genome assembly. Lineage: Eukaryota; Fungi; Glomeromycota; Glomeromycetes; Glomerales; Glomeraceae.